AUGUCGGCGACAUGGCUGUUGCGGCUUUACAAGCCGGAGGAACGGCCGCGAAACCGGGGCGCUGAGUCUACCGGAGCAUCAUUUUUGGAGCAGGGCCUCGGUCUUCAACCCGCCGAGAACCGCGAGCUGGCACAAGGAAUUGGUCUUGGCAUCAAUGGAAAUUCCCUGGUGCGCCAUUGGGCCGGAAAGACCCGGUCACGACCCACCCUCUGUGCCCCACUGCAUCAGGUCUUGGCCGCAAGCGUGGGCAGCAUCAAUGAGCACAGCGAGCGCAUCCGGGCUUCAGCUCCUCAGCAGGCGAAGUCAACACCACCAAGCUGCUACACGGUCGAUUGGCCUGCUGCCGCCACCAUGUCGUAUCCCACGAGAACCCUUGCCAAUCUGCGCAAGAUUGGCCUGAAGGAAUACUUCCGCCAACUCUUGUACAUUGGUGACACCAAGUACGGAGAGCUCGUAGGCGUCGAUAAGUUUGGCAACAAGUUCUACGAGAACAAGGAGGAACUUCCCCUGCGCACUAGAUGGGUUGACUACGCCAAGCACGACUAUGAUGCUGCCCACAUCGAGCCCAUGUGGCAUGCCUGGAUCUCGUACCAGGUCGAUACGCCUCCGACACGAGAGCCCCUGACACAGAUUGAGCGCCCGUGGGCACCGAAAGAGCACGUACCGAACCGCUCGUUUACCCGCGGGGCAUACAAACCCUAUAACACGACACAACCAAAGAUUCAGUCUUGGGAGCCGAAAGCUGCUCCGCGGUGA
Thermochaetoides thermophila DSM 1495 is the source of this 756-nucleotide messenger RNA. RefSeq names its product NADH-ubiquinone oxidoreductase subunit b17.2-like protein. Gene Ontology annotation, cellular component: membrane. Lineage: Eukaryota; Fungi; Ascomycota; Sordariomycetes; Sordariales; Chaetomiaceae. The transcript is spliced from 8 exons. The coding region runs from base 1 to 756 and encodes 251 amino acids. Gene Ontology annotation, biological process: mitochondrial respiratory chain complex I assembly; response to oxidative stress. The record is from RefSeq and is a predicted model, not a curated record.